Molecule: messenger RNA, 2730 nt
Organism: Melitaea cinxia (Glanville fritillary)
Lineage: Eukaryota; Metazoa; Arthropoda; Insecta; Lepidoptera; Nymphalidae
Exons: 1
Coding region: 1-2730 (909 amino acids)
Source: RefSeq, a predicted model, not a curated record
AUGACUGAUUGGGAUUUAAUAAUACUAACGGAAUGUUGGCUGCAUAAUAAUCGUAACUUACCAUCUCUUGAGGGAUACAACAGUGUUCUAACUGAGAAAAACUUCACACAGAACGAAGGAGUUGUGGUAUUUUUCAAAAAACAUUUGAAAUUAGUUGUAUCCGAGCCUGACCUUUGUGAUGCCAACUGUUUAAUGAUUAACCUUGAGGAUAAUAUAACAAUAAUUGCAGUAUACAGACCACCUGGUUACAAAGAUGUUCCACGGUUUUUGGUAUCUCUUGACAAACUUCUUUCUGAGACUAGUAGUACUCAUAAAGUUCUGAUAGGUGACAUCAAUAUUGAUAUAUUGGAUAACAAUAAGGAUGUUAAUUCUUCAUCGUAUUUGAAUAUGCUGGCUUCUCACAGUUUAUUGCCGGCCCACACAUUUCCAACUCAUGGCAAGACUUGUCUUGACCAUGUAAUAUUAAAAUGCUCAUAUCGCGCCUUUUGUUAUGUUGCUGAAACCUCAGUUACGGAUCACGACACUUUAAUCCUGAAACUUGAAUUUAGCACAAUGACUGACAAAUGCUUUUCACUGAAAAAGAUUGAUUACCCGUCUUUGGAUGAUGCUAUGAAGAACUUGAAUCUAAAUAUUCUAUAUGGAAUGACUGAUCCUAAUGAGGCAACAGCACUUCUUCUGACUGUGCUUGACACUGUAAUUAAAGCAAAUACAAAAACUAUCACCAUCCCAAAUCGUAAGAGGAUCAAGAGGCCUUGGAUGACUCCAGGUCUACUAAGAUGUGUAAAGCAUCGUGACAAACUACAUCAAAAAUCAAGAAAAAAUCCUAGUAAUGAAAUAUUAAUGAUAACUUACAAGAGGUACAGAAAUUUUUGCAAUUCACUUUUAAAAAAUAUUAAAAAUACUUAUGAGAGCAACCGCCUACUUAAAGCUGCUAAGACUAAUACAAAAGUUCUCUGGGACACUAUCAAACAACUAACCUACUCUAAUAAUACAACUAGUUCUGCACAUGAAUUGGUCUCUCCAGUGGACCCGUUACUCUCAGUCAAUAACAUUAAUAAAUUUUUCGUUUCUAUCGGGAAGGAUAUUGCCGAAAAAGCCUAUUCCAAUAGCUCUUAUAAAAAAGCACCAAUCAAUUCUACACUGUCCUCAUUCGUCUUGCUACCUACUGAUGAAUUUGAAGUUCAAUCUCUUAUCUUACAACUGAAGAAGAGCGGUGCUGCGGGCAGAGAUGGCAUUUCUGGAGCCUUUCUUAAGCGUUAUCAUGAAAUCUUAGUCCCCCCGCUUACACAUAUAUUUAAUCUGAUCUUUUCUACUGGGAUCUUUCCGGACUUAUUCAAGCUAGCUGAAGUAAUUCCAGUUUAUAAGGGUGGUAGCAGGGAUUAUGUUGGUAACUAUCGACCCAUUUCUAAAAUAUCUACGCUAUCCAAAAUUAUUGAGAAAUUGAUAAACAAACGCCUUAUCGAUUAUCUAGAAAGUAAUAAUCUACUCUCACGCUCACAGUUUGGAUUCAGACCGGGUUCAUCAACGAGCGACGCGGUUCAUCAAUUAACUGAUCAUAUUGUUAAAAAAAUAGAUAAGAAAAAUAAAAUAUUAGCUGUAUUUUUGGACAUUGCAAAGGCUUUUGACGCGGUCGCUGGUCCUAUUCUGCUGGAUAAAUUGGAAGCUCUGGGUGUUCGUGGUGUGCAGCUCAAACUAUUUGAAAGUUACUUGAGUGACAGAAAGCAAAGAGUAAAGGUGGACAACACUGUUAGUGACGACCUGCCGAUAAGCUAUGGUGUGCCACAGGGUAGUGUUUUGGGUCCAACACUGUUUCUGAUAUUUAUCAAUGAUCUUUGUGACCUCCAGUUACAAAAUGGUAAAAUUAUUACAUUUGCAGAUGAUACUGCGCUUGUGUUUCAUGGUGAUAAAUGGAAAGAUACUCUCGAUAUUGCGCAAAAAGGAUUCGACGUUGUUAACGCCUGGCUUAGAAUGAAUGCCCUAACUAUCAAUGUCAAUAAAACUAAAUGUAUACCAUUCUUCAUAAAAACUCCUGCCCCUAGUAUUAGCCUUGGCUUAACUGCUCAUGUAUGCUCUGACAAUGAAUCUUGUAGCUGUCAAAGGAUCUCUGUUGCCAACAGCACUAAGUAUCUAGGUGUAGUUGUUGAUAGUUCGCUAAAUUUUAAUUACCAUUUAGACCUGCUACAAUCGCGAACUCGGAAACUUAUCUUCACCUUUAAGAAUCUCCGUAAUAUUGCUGAAAAAUCGACCAUUAAAAUGGUGUAUCAGUCCCUCUGCCAAUCCGUUUUAAGCUAUUGUAUUACGGUCUGGGGAGGUGCUUGUAAAACUAAUCUUAUAAAACUGGAGAAGGCUCAGCGUGCGUUAUUGAAAGUUAGUUAUUCUAAGCCAUUUUUUUACCCUACCAAAGAUAUUUAUCUUUUAUCUGACGUACUCAGUGUUCGCCAACUAUAUAUACUAAACACAGUGCUCAAACAACAUUCUAUGACUCGCUAUGAUCCUUUUUUAAAUAACAACAAACGAUGCAAAUAUAAAGUCUGCACCUCAGAUACCCGUUGGUCCACCGCUUUCUCAAGGAGGUUUUUUGGUUUUAUGGGCUGUCAUCUAUAUAACAAGAUAAACAGGUUGAUCAACAUAUAUCCGCUUACUAAAUAUGAAUGUAAAAAAGCUAUAGUAAAAUGGCUUAAAGAUCUAGACUACAAUGAGACUGAGAAGUUGUUACUGGUCCUCAGCUAA